Coffea eugenioides is the source of this 2511-nucleotide messenger RNA. Its product is annotated as potassium transporter 5-like. Bases 1 to 2511 code for a protein of 836 amino acids. The record is from RefSeq and is a predicted model, not a curated record. Gene Ontology annotation, molecular function: potassium ion transmembrane transporter activity. The transcript has 9 exons. Gene Ontology annotation, biological process: potassium ion transmembrane transport. Lineage: Eukaryota; Viridiplantae; Streptophyta; Magnoliopsida; Gentianales; Rubiaceae. Gene Ontology annotation, cellular component: membrane.
AUGCAUGGAGCUGUUGAGGAAGCUGAGGUGGGGAGUUCUUUUCCUCCACCUACACCUAGUGAAGGUGUAACAGCUGAUGAUGAUAAGGAUGAGAUUAAAGAGAAAAGCUUUAGAAAAUCAACUGCCAACAACCUCAAGGACCGGAAACUGUCGUGGGCAAAGCUCCGCCGCAUCGACUCCCUCAACUUGGAGGCCGGAACAGUUUCCGGCAAACGUACCGGCGGUGGCCAUGGCAACAAGGAUUUAGGAUGGAAAACCACACUCAGUUUGGCAUUUCAGAGCAUAGGAGUAAUAUACGGUGACAUUGGGACUUCUCCAUUGUACGUAUAUUCCAGUACAUUUCCUGAUGGAAUACAUGACAAAAAUGACCUCCUUGGUGUUUUGUCCCUGAUUAUCUAUACCCUAACUCUCUUGCCACUGAUCAAGUAUGUGUGUAUUGUCUUGUGGGCAAACGACAAUGGCAAUGGCGGGACAUUUGCGCUCUACUCCUUAAUUUGUAGACAUGCAAAGGUAAGCCUUAUUCCAAACCAACAGCCAGAGGACACGGAAGUCUCAAAUUACAAAAUAGAUAUACCCUCCAACCAGUUGAGAAGGGCUCAAAAGGUUAAAGAAACCCUGGAAGGAAGCAAAGUAGCAAAAAUCAUACUUGUGUUUCUUCCCAUCCUUGGAACUUCUAUGGUCAUGGGUGAUGGGAUCCUCACUCCCUGCAUUUCAGUGCUUUCUGCUGUGAGCGGGAUCACAUCCCUCAAACAAGACGCUGUUGUUGGAAUUUCAAUUGCAAUAUUGAUCGUUCUCUUCUCCGUUCAACGCUUUGGCACGGACAAGGUUGGCUUCUCAUUCGCUCCAGCAAUCAGCUUGUGGUUCCUAUGUAUAGGUCUUACUGGCUUCUACAACUUAUUUAAGCAUGACCCUGGGGUCCUACGUGCUUUCAAUCCAAAAUACAUAUUCGAUUACUUCAGAAGAAAUGGUAAGAAAGGAUGGAAAUCACUAGGUGGAGUCGUCCUAUGCGUUACAGGGACCGAAGCUAUGUUUGCUGAUUUGAGUCACUUUAGUGUGAGGGCUGUUCAGAUUAGUUUCUCCAGUGUAGUGUUCCCGACCCUAAUUUCAACUUACCUAGGUCAAGCUGCAUACCUCAUGAAGUUCCCUGAAAAUGUCGGCAACACAUUCUAUAAGUCAGUUCCAGAUUCAAUCUAUUGGCCUACAUUUGUUAUAGCUGUCGUUGCAGCCAUUAUUGCCAGUCAAGCUAUGAUAUCUGCGGCCUUUGCAAUUAUUUCUCAGGCCCUUAAUCUAGGUUGUUUCCCAAGGGUUAGAGUUGUUCACACAUCUGCCAAGUAUGAGGGCCAGGUUUAUAUUCCUGAGCUCAACUAUUUCAUCAUGACGGCUUGUAUAAUGGUUACUGCAAUAUUCAGAACCACAGAAAAGAUCGGCAAUGCUUAUGGAAUUGCUGUCGUCUCUGUAUUUGUGAUAACCAGUAGUCUGGUCACUUUAAUUAUGACUUUUAUAUGGAAGGCAAGCAUAUGGUGGAUAGCUCUCUUCUUUCUAACGUUCUUUUGCACAGACUCCAUAUAUCUAUCAGCUGUGCUCUCCAAAUUCAUACAAGGUGGUUACCUCCCUAUAGCAUUUUCAUUCUUCUUGAUGACAACUAUGGGAAUUUGGCAUUAUGUCUACAAAGAGCGAUACUUGUUUGAGCUCGAGAACAAGGUAUCCAGUGAUUAUGUGAAAGAUUUGGCCAGAAACCCACAAAUUAGAAGAGUACCUGGUAUUGGACUUCUAUACUCUGAACUCGUUCAGGGUAUUCCACCAAUAUUUCCCCACUUUGUUUCUAACAUUCCAACAGUUUACUCAGUCACGGUGCUGGUCUCCAUAAAGUCCCUCCCAAUUAGUAAAGUGCCACUGGAUGAAAGGUUUCUUUUUCGACAGGUUGAGCCAAGAGAUUAUCGAGUGUUUCGUUGUGUAGUGAGGUAUGGAUACAAUGACAGAAUUGAGGAGCCUCAGGUGUUUGAGCAGCAGCUUGUGGAGAACUUGAAGGAAUUCAUCAGGCAUGAGCAUUUCAUCCUUGAAGAUGCAUCUAGAGAGCAAAUGCCUGAUUCAGACAUCCAAGAUUCAGGUUUAAUGCAGAAAGAUGGAAAUCCUAGAAAAUCCGGUUCCAAAACUGUUCAUGUCGAAGAAUCACUGCCAGAGGUACAGCAAAGUGCAACCGGAGUCUCAUCAAGUUCAAUCCAGUCAUUUAAUGCUGCAAAAUCAACCAAUUCCUCGAUCCGAACCAUUCCGGGGUCCACCCAGCUGGGUGUUGAAGAGGAGCUACAGAUUGUGCAGAGAGCCAAAGAACAAGGAGUGUUUUAUCUUCUGGGAGAAGCAGAAGUGGUGGCAAAACAAGAUUCAUCCUUCUUCAAGAAGUUUGUCGUCAACUAUGCCUACAAUUUCCUUCGGAAGAAUGUCAGGCAAGGGCAGAAGCUCUUGGAAAUUCCUAGGACUAGGCUUUUAAAGGUUGGAAUGGUUUAUGAAGUUUAA